Arabidopsis arenosa is the source of this 1103-nucleotide messenger RNA. Lineage: Eukaryota; Viridiplantae; Streptophyta; Magnoliopsida; Brassicales; Brassicaceae. The record is from the annotation of a GenBank genome assembly.
GCUGUACAAUUACUGCCUCUGCCUGUUACUUGUUCUGCUCCGUCGCUCAGAUAGGAUCUCAACAACACACCACAAACCCUAAAUUUCGUCAACUCCACAGCGACAGCGACUCGAUUCGAUCAAGAAAUGGCUUACGCUUCUCGUUUCCUCUCCAGAUCUAAGCAGUUACAGGGGAGUUUGGUCAUUUUUCAGCAGCACAAUGCUAUUCCAGUCCGAGCUUUUGCAAAGGAAGCUGCUCGUCCAACCUUUAAAGGAGAUGAGAUGUUGAAGGGUGUCUUUUUUGAUAUCAAGAACAAAUUCCAGGCAGCAGUUGAUAUUCUCCGUAAGGAAAAGAUCACCCUUGAUCCAGAGGACCCAGCUGCGGUAAAACAGUAUGCUAAUGUUAUGAAGACCAUCAGGCAAAAGGCAGACAUGUUCUCAGAAUCCCAACGCAUUAAACAUGACAUUGAUACUGAGACUCAAGACAUUCCAGAUGCUCGUGCAUACUUGUUGAAGUUGCAGGAAAUCCGCACCAGGAGGGGGCUUACUGAUGAGCUUGGUGCUGAGGCCAUGAUGUUCGAGGCUUUGGAGAAAGUCGAAAAGGACAUAAAGAAGCCUCUCCUGAGAAGCGACAAGAAAGGAAUGGAUCUUUUGGUUGCAGAGUUUGAGAAAGGCAACAAAAAGCUUGGGAUUAGGAAAGAAGAUCUUCCUAAGUACGAGGACAAUUUGGAGCUCAGCAUGGCCAAAGCACAGUUGGAUGAGCUGAAGAGUGAUGCUGUUGAAGCUAUGGAAUCUCAGAAAAAGAAGGAGGAAUUCCAGGAUGAGGAAAUGCCGGACGUGAAGUCUCUGGACAUCCGUAACUUUAUCUAAGGUUUGAUCCUUGGAAAUAUUUGAUUUGUUGUAAGAAAAGGCAGAAGAAAGAUCUCUCACUUGAUUGCCUUUGAAAGAGAAGAUCGUUCCCUUGCUGUUUUGGUUUGGCGUUCAAUAAGGUCCUCACCUGGAUUUGAGUCUAACUUUCUCUGUGGUUAUUACGCUUGAGAUUCUUAGACACAAACGUUGUUUCAUGUUUUUGAUAAUGGUGAUAACUGAAAUUCGAGAUGAUUAAAUAAACGUUAAUGUUAAAU